Messenger RNA from Dreissena polymorpha, 5864 nucleotides. Its product is annotated as ATP-binding cassette sub-family C member 5-like. The coding region runs from base 2820 to 3209 and encodes 129 amino acids. Gene Ontology annotation, cellular component: membrane. Gene Ontology annotation, biological process: transmembrane transport. The transcript has 4 exons. Gene Ontology annotation, molecular function: ATP hydrolysis activity; ATP binding; ATPase-coupled transmembrane transporter activity. The record is from RefSeq and is a predicted model, not a curated record. Lineage: Eukaryota; Metazoa; Mollusca; Bivalvia; Myida; Dreissenidae.
CACAAAAUAGGACUUAUAUAAGCAUAUGUUGAAUUUUGUGACCCCCGGGGCAGGGUCAAAUUUGACCCCAGGGGCAUAAUUUGAAGAAAUUUGGUAGAGGACUAUAAGAUGUCUCUUCAUACCAAAUUUGAUACUAGGCCCAAUGGUUAUAUACGAGAAGAUUUUUAAAGUUUUCACAAAAUAGGCCUUAUAUAAGCAUAUGUUCAAUUUUGUGACCCCCGGGGAAGAGUCAAAUUUGAUCACAGGGGCCUAAUUUGAAAAAUUUGGUAGAUGACUAUUAGAUGUCUCUACAUACCAAAUUUGAUAGCCCUAGGCCCAAUGGUUAUGGACGAGAUUUUGAAAGUUUUAACAAAAAAGGCCUUAUAUAAGCAAACUUUCAUUUUUGUGACCCCCGGGGCAGGGUCAAAUUUGACCCCAUGGGCAUAAUUUGACAUUUUAAAAAGGUUCACACCAGAAACAUUCCUGAGAGAUUUCAUCAGAAUUGGACCAGUAGUUUAGGAGAAGAAGAUUUUUUAAGGAAAAGUUAACGCACGCACGCACGGACGCACGCACGACGGACACAGAACCAUGACAUAAGCCCAGCUGGCCUCUGGCCAGUGGAGCUAAAAACGAUCAUUAUCAACAGGACUAUGUUUUGUCACCUAAACUGAUGCGACCUUAAAGGUUUUGUCAAUUAAACAGUAUUACAUUUUAUGUGACUCUAGUCCAUAUUACAUAAAUGAUGUUUGUGUCUAGAGAUGUGUUGCGUUCCGAAUAUAAUUGUUGUGCUGUUAAACGUAAAUAGACCUUGUAAAUAGUUACAUACAUGUAUAUAUACAAAUAAUACAUUUACGAUAAAUAAUUUACCAUAUUUCGAUUUUGCAUGUUGGUAUACGGGAAAUUGAGAGUUCCGAAUCCAGCUCUGAAUAAGUUCGUGUUGUUCUAUUAAACGCGCUAUUUCUGUAAAUUGGUUUGGUAUCAGCGUGUCCGUGGAUGUAGUAAUACGUGAAUGUCUGGACGUACCAGAUCGUGAUUUGGCAUGUUGAUAUGCGGGAAAUCAUUCUACGUGCCAACAAUUAGGUAUCCGAUUAUUAUAAGUUCAUUGAACAUUAUGUCCUUUGCAAACAUAUGUUUUGCCCAUACUAAGUUUUUAUGACUUUCCUAGAAACUUGGUUCUGAGAACCUGGUUGCGAAGAAGAUAGCGCCUACUGAAUGGCCCCAAAAAGGAGCGAUAACUUUUUGCAAUGUAAACAUGAGGUACAGGCCAGAAGUUGAUCUUGUUUUGAGAAGUGUCAAUUUUGAGAUUCAACCAAGGGAAAAAGUAGGCAUUGUCGGUAGAACAGGAGCAGGUAAGUUUUCAUUUGUAAGAUAUAUAAAGCAAAGCUAAAUCGGUAAAACUCGUGUACCACUAUUGACACAAUGAGCAAUAAUAUAUUCAUAUGCAGAGCAAUAAAUUAUAAGAAUUGCUUCACUAAAUUAUAUUUGAUUUUGAUAAAAACGCGAAUGUGUAUGUUUAAAACAUUAAACACUGUUAUUAUAGUGAUGUGAUGUACGAUAUUGAUUAUAUUUCGUUCGUAACAAAAAUUAGUUUUUACAUAGUACCUAUUUUACAGGCAAAUCAUCGCUGACUGGAGUCCUGUUCCGUUUAGUGGAACUUGCAGAAGGCGUUAUUACAAUUGACGGCGAGAAUAUCUCCGAGUUGCAUUUAAAUACAAUUCGAUCUAAAAUAUCAAUAAUUACACAAGAACCUGUUUUAUUUUAUGGAACCAUCAGGUACUUUUGUUUCAACGCAACUUUGAAGAAAAAGAUUAUUGUAUUAGCCAUCUCGUUGUUUACUAAAAAGUAACAUAAUAAUGAUGAUACGGAUAAUUAAAAUGGUCCUCGUCUCUUAAAGUGAUAUUAUGGGCAUUUUUUAGUGUUGAAUUGAGCUGAAAAGAAUUAACACGACAAACGAGUUAGUUAAAAUGUGGUUACUGACCAAUUAUCUGCAACUCAUCUUGCUACCAGUAGUUUAUAAAAAAAAUAAAUAUUUUAUAUUCGAUACCUUACGUGACUCACCCAGUCCUCUAAGCUGAAAUGAUCCGUAAAACAAAAUUGUGACUUUGUGUCGUAUUAACGAAUCUGCACUAAAACAAAAAUUAGGUUCACAUCGUACAUGCAUGAUCAGUCGUCAAACGAAAGUACGGUCGAUAUUCAAAUGCAUUGUUUUUCUCUUUCCGGGAUAUUGUAUUGGUAUGUUGAUUCUGCAUUAACAAAUAUAAGUGUAUUUAAGUGAAAACACCAAAAAUUAAUAACGGUUGCGAUAGAAACCUAUAAGCUGUAAGAUGCCCAUAAUAUCACUUUAAGGAUUCAGACGUUCGCCUACGUAAUUGUAGUUGUUUGUUCGAUUUCCAAAUAUGGCUCGUUCUGAAGUGUCAGGUUGCUUAUCAAGAAGCUAGUUAAAGAGGAAGGGGGAUGGUACUGAUUGCCCAUGACACAAAUAUGACUCGGGAGUAAAGAUGUUCAUCUAUAAAUGUGUAAACUUUCCCAAUUCUCGGAGUGUGAAUCAAUAAAACAAACAUACACGUUUCUAAGCGUGUAAUAAUAUAUAGCUAUAACUGUUUUGUGUCAGAUUGAACAAUUGUAUAUAUGUUGUUAACUUAUUUCUACUUAUUAAGCCUUGCUAUCGAUUUACAAAUUUUUUUAGAAUCAACAAGUUAACACGUAUACUGUCUCAUUUUAAAUAUACGUGUGCACAAUGUUACUUAGUUUAACAUGUAUAUAUUUAUGCUUGGUUCAACAUAGACCCAUUCUCUUCAUUUACGGAUGAGACCAUAUGGAAAUCUUUAGAGAAAGUCCACAUGAAAGAAAAGAUAAAGCAGUUUAAUCAAAAUCUCGAUACAAUUGUGGAGGAGAAUGGAGAGAACUUCUCAGUUGGGGAACGGCAGCUGUUGUGUCUGGCCAGGGUGGUUGUAAGAUGCAGCAAGAUUCUGCUUCUCGACGAGGCCACGGCAAACAUCGACACCUCAACUGACGCGGUGAUCCAAAAAACCAUCCGGGAAUGUUUUUCAGACUGCACCGUCAUCACGAUUGCUCAUCGCCUUAACACAGUUCUACACAGCGAUAAGAUACUAGUGCUUGAUAGUGGCAAGGUGAUGGAAUGUGGGUCUCCUCAAGAGCUAUUAUCUAAUCCGAACUCCUUCUUCAAUGCUAUGGUAACAGCACAGACAUCGAACGCCAACUCUCUAUAAAGAGAACAAUUGCAUGCAAAUCAUUGCGGCUUGUUAAAAGGAUGGUACAAAUAGUCAAUACGAUAGUCGACAUUUCGGACUGAAUUUAAUGUUGUCGAUUUCAAUGCAAAAUUAUUAAACUUAAAGGUAAAAUUCAUGAUAUUGCAACAUGUUAUUCUUGAAAUGAAAAUAAUUCCAUCACCAUGAGAAAAGAUUUUCAAAGCCUAGUAUAAUGUUGAUAUAAAUCGACAUACAUUUCAAAUGGCUCAGUUUGAAAUGAAAAAGCUUAAUAACUAAUUAUUAUAAAAUAUAUCCAUUAUCCAUGUUCAAGAAUGUUUUAUUUAUCGAAUCUUGUUGUGAUUUUCUAUUAAUAUUAGUUUAUAUUAAACUGCAAACAUGUUUCUGUUCUGUUCUUAUCUAUUGUCUGCUGGUAAUUGAUAUUUUUAUUCGUUUAACUACACACUCGUUUAAUUUGUUUUGGGAAUGCUUUACCAUAUAGACAUACAUGUUCAUGACUUUUUUCGACAACGAUCUUAGUCUUGCAAAUUGCAAAUAAAAUAAUAUAGAUUUUUACUUGAAAAAUAUAUGAAGUUAUGCGUUUCAGCUCUAUACCCGCAACACUAUAUGGUUAAGUCUUAUUAUUUAAUAUGUAUUGAGUUGCAUAAUUGACGAAACACCUUUGCUGACUCAAAAAAUGUCUUACUAAGCAUUAAACAAAAAUGAUAAAAAAACGCAUAAAUAUGGUAUUAGAUUGAGCGAAUUUGGCGAACAUUGAACUAAAGCGUUAGUGUCGAAAUUUAUAGCAGUGCGUUAAAUGAUUUAUGUAACAAUUACUGGAACAAUGUAGCAUUUCAGACGCUACGGUCUUGGAAAUAGUACUUGACGCAUGACACCAAUGCUCCCAUACGCGUGUAGAAAUGACAAUUUUGAGAUCAAUAUUAAAAGUAUGACAAGCAUUCAUUCUCAAUGCGUUAUCGUGCAUUCUAAUAAGCCUAUACACGUGCACACCAUAACGAGGUUAACUCACAGAACUGCAAGUUGUCAAAGAAAAACACGUAUUGAAAAUGUCGAUCACGUUCAUAAUGAAUUAAGUAAUGGAAAGAAAGUUGGUUACUUGUUACUACUUCCAUAUUCCUAAUGCGAAUAAGGACUAAGGAACAGCUCCAUAUUCUUUAUUUUAGCUGAACAUAAUUGUAAAAGCUUUAAAGAAUAUCAAUAAAACCAUUUGUUAAGUAAAUCAAUUAAAAAUUAAUAAUUUCAUUAAUAUAAAAGAUACAUCCCAAUGACAAGUUAAAUUGUGUGUCAAAUAACUCGAAUACACAUACCUUAUGUAUUACGAUAAAUAUUCGUGUUUCUUUGAUGCAUUUGACUAGAAUUUCCUGUUCAAACCGAAAUAUCAUUUUCCACAUCGAAAGCUGUCUUUACAUGCACUUCAUCCAAGCUUAAAACUUAAAACUUAAAAAAUAUUGUUCAUUUUAUAUAUUAUAAAAAAACACAUUCUAAUACAUUUUUACGAAAUUGUUUUUAUAUCUACUCAAGUUCCUUGUGAGCUGCUGACUAAAGAAAACACGUCAGAAUGUUAUGUUUAUUCAAGCACAGUAAGAAACUGGCUUUCUUACUUAUUAAUACAUUCUAAUUAAUCGAAGUGUACCACAAAUCAAUGAUAGUCGUUGUACGUGCCGUUUUAAAGUGCACAAAUGUUGGCAUUACUGUUCUGCAGAAUGUUCGAGAUGUAUUUAUUACACUAUUUGGAAAUGAAUGUCAUAUUUCAUAACAAAAAGAAUGGUGUAAUACCAUAAAAAUGUAAGUUAAAAAUGUUUAUAAGUAUGUUUGUAUGUGCAUAUAUGUGUGUACAUGUAUGUUAGAAUGUAUAAGUAUAUAUGUAUAUGUUGAUAUAUACCUAACACAUGAAUGUAUAAGUAUGUAUGUACAUGUAUAUGUUGAUAUAUACCAUUACCAUAACACAUAAAUGAAUGUAUAAGUAUAUAUGUAUAUGUUGAUAUAUACCUUAACACAAGAAUGUAUAAGUAUCUUUGUACAAGUAUAUGUUGAUAUAUACCACUACACAUGAAUGAUUUCAAGAUCAUGAUAAAGUGAACUCUAAACUUAAAAUCUUGGAUACGUAUAAUGGAUAGAUAUGUAUAAAUAUGAAUUUAUAAAUGUUAAAGUAUCAAGUAGUACUAGGUCCGUGUACAUACCGUCUUUUCGUUUUUCGUUUUGCAUUCGACAACACGAAACACGAAAAUAAACGCAUAUUAGUUCAUAUUCCGAUUAUCUUAUAACCGAAACAAAUACAAAAAACAAAGAACAAGUAAACUUAUUUAUAUCGUUUUUCGUUUUACUAAUUACAAAACAAAACACGAAACGUGUAUGUCUAUUCCUAUUUCGUUUCAAUUUAAAUUACAAAAAAAAAAAUCAAUACUUGAAAAUUGAAACAAAGCGCCUGCUCUCAUUUAUCGUUCUUGAUUUGAUAAAACGAUACACGGAAAACGAGGGGCGCUGCGCAGCUUUAUUUGGAUGAUAACUCAUGAUUAAUCUUAGUGCGCAGUUUCCUCCCUUUGAAACAAUUAUUUUGAAUAAUAAAAUGUUUACUAUUACAUGUAUUAUAGAGGAAGAAUAGACGAAUCUUGGCACAGCUCUUUUUGACUAGUCUAAUGGAAUAAAAUAAUGAAUAGA